AUGCGUGGGAUGAUGGGAACUCAAAGUAGUCCUGUCAAGAGCUACGAUUACCUCUUGAAGUUCCUACUAGUGGGAGACAGUGAUGUUGGCAAAGGUGAAAUCUUGGACAGCUUGAAAGAUGGAUCAGUAGAGUCGCCUUAUGCCUACAGCAGUGGAAUAGAUUACAAAACUACCACAAUCCUGCUCGAUGGAAGGAGAGUAAAAUUAGAGCUUUGGGAUACAUCUGGACAGGGAAGAUUCUGCACCAUUUUUAGGUCUUACUCUCGUGGGGCACAGGGAAUUCUGCUUGUGUAUGACAUCACAAACGGUUGGUCUUUUGAUGGCAUUGACCGAUGGAUUAGAGAAAUUGAUGAACAUGCCCCUGGUGUGCCAAGGAUUCUUGUAGGGAACCGCCUUCACCUGGCUUUCAAGCGCCAGGUUCCAACAGAACAGGCACGAGCCUACGCAGAAAAGAACAGUAUGACCUUUUUUGAAGUUAGUCCACUGUGCAAUUUCAACGUUAUCGAGUCCUUCACAGAACUCUCACGGAUAGUGCUUAUGAGGCACGGGAUGGAAAAAUUCUGGAAACCGAAUAGAGUUUUCAGUCUUCAAGAUCUGUGCUGCCGCUCUAUUGUUUCCUGUACACCAGUGCACCUCAUUGAUAAGCUGCCACUCCCUGUUGCCAUCAAAUCCCACCUGAAGUCCUUCUCAAUGGCUAAUGGCAUGAAUGCAGUCAUGAUGCACGGACGCUCUUACUCCGUCACCAACAGCUCUGCAUCAGGCGGCAGUUCAAGCAAAGGCAACAGUUUGAAACGCUCAAAGUCAUUCAGACCUCCACAGAGUCCACCAAAGAACUCCUCAUCAUCCAAGGGAAACUGCAAGAUUUCAUAG
Knipowitschia caucasica is the source of this 870-nucleotide messenger RNA. Lineage: Eukaryota; Metazoa; Chordata; Actinopteri; Gobiiformes; Gobiidae. The record is from the annotation of a GenBank genome assembly.